Acanthisitta chloris (rifleman) is the source of this 1455-nucleotide messenger RNA. RefSeq names its product TBC1 domain family member 3G-like. The record is from RefSeq and is a predicted model, not a curated record. The transcript is spliced from 7 exons. The annotation marks the transcript as partial. NCBI's taxonomy places the organism in Eukaryota, Metazoa, Chordata, Aves, Passeriformes, Acanthisittidae.
GAAGUGAGCUACUGCCAAGGGAUGAGCCAGAUUGCAGCCAUCCUGCUGAUGUACUUGAACGAAGAGGAUGCAUUUUGGGCACUGGCACAGCUACUGACCAACCAGCGUCAUGCCAUGCAUGGUUUUUUCAUUCCUGGGUUUCCGAAGCUGCAGAGGUUUCAAGCUCACCACGAACAGAUUUUAAGCAAACUGUUUCCCAAACUGAAGAAGCACAUGGACAAGGAGCAGAUGACUACAGGGAUUUACACGACCAAGUGGUUCCUGCAGUGUUUCAUUGACCGGACUCCCUUCACCCUCACCUUGCGCCUGUGGGAUAUCUACAUCCUGGAAGGAGAGCGGGUACUGACGGCCAUGGCUUACACCAUCCUCAAACUGCACAAAAAGCGUUUGCUGAAGAUGACACUGGAAGAUUUACGUGAGUUUCUGCAGGAGAAGAUUGCUGCUUCCCUGCAGUAUGAGGAUGAUGCUGUCAUCGAGCAGCUGCAGGUGUCAAUGACUGAACUGCGCAAGAUGAAAUUUGACCUCCCCCCACCAGCAAAGCCUGAGGAGUUUCCACGGAAACCUCUGGGCCUGGAGCUCUCUCUGAACCCAGUAGCUGUAAAGGACAACACUGCAGCCAACAGCCAGAAUGGCCGGGUGGGUGAGCACACCCCGGACAGGGAGCUCCAUCCCCACAGAGUUCCUGCGGCACCAGGAGGAGUGACGGUGGUGGAGGAGAGAAUUCCCACCCUCCAGGGCACUGAGGCAGCUGAAGCAACGAAUCUGCCUCCUCCUGGCAGCUGCCAGCAGCUCUCUUGCACACCGCAGCCCAACGGCUCCCCCGAGAGCGAGCGCAGGCAGGCGGCGGAUGAGGAGCACUGCAGAGCGGUGCGGCCGGACAAAACAGCCUUGAAGCGCUCAACAUCCAAAGCUGCAUCCACAGGAGAGCUCACCAGCCUGCAGCAGAACGGGCUGGGGAGUGCCCCCAGCACUGUGCACUGGCCCCAGGGCCUGGGUGUGCUGCCUGCGCACAGGCUGGCGGGCGGCAGCGUGCCCAUUUUAGCCGGCAGCGAGUCGGAGGCAGCAGGACUGGGUGAGGGCUGCCCCAUCCAGAGGGCACCGUCCCCCGUGGUGGAGGGGAACAGCCCCUACACUGUCAUCAAAACCACCACUCCCCUCCACGUGGCCCACGCGACAGAGCAGGACUUCUUGAACAGAAAGCAGGUGGCAUUGCCUCUGUCAGAGACUGGACAUCCCCAUCCCGCCACCUCCAUGGCACCACCUGUUUUGCUGGACCAGGAAGAGGCAGAUGUCCAGGAAAGUCUCCAGAAACCAUUAAAUGCACUGAAAGCCCCACGACCCCCCCUGAGCCCCAAACCAAAAUUACUGCCACAGGUUGCCAAAUCCCACUCAGAGAACAGUUUCCUUUCAGGCUCUCCUCCCCCAGCCAAGCUGCCCAAAUCGGUGACGUUUUAG